AUGUUCUGGACUGAGACGUUUCGUUUUAACGUAAAGUGGAUUGUGUCUGAAUCGGCAUGCUCUAAAAUCCACAAGACCGGAACACAAAAUUUGAGGGCGGCAGAUAAACAAGGGGCAUCAUGGUCUUUGUGAAACAGGUGAUUAGGUAAAAACACAAAUAGAAAGCCUAACCCUAAUCUGUACCUUCUUUUUUCUCAAGGAUUGUGAGCGAUUUAUAGUCAAGUGUAAACGCUCCAGCUGUGGUCAAGAGACGACCCUUGAACUCCUCUUUAAAGGCGCCGUAAGUACACUUUUAACAGUUAAUGUUCAUUUACAGUUUAACAUCAAAUGAUAUUAUUUCCUUCAGUCAUAGAGCUUAUAAUUUACACUAUUCAGGGGUAUAAGGUUAAGCACAUUCAAUGCAUGAGUUAUAGCUGAACAGGGAUCUGUAAAUUAAAGUCAAAUCCGCAAUUUUCCAUUUUCGAAAACCAGCAAUGUCGAUCCCAAGCCUUUAGCAGAGGUAGGUGUAGUUUAUGCUCUGGAUUAAGGAUUACCAACAGGGAAAAGGUACAUAACAGUUCAAAAACAGAUUUAACAAGCUUUUAAAACAUUUAUAAUUGUUGUUUUUAUUGAAGCAACCAAACGAAGCACAUUAUAAGGUUGCUAUAGUUGAAAAACCACAAGUGCACAACAUUUGUGGAGAUACACUCGUAGUUACAGAAGUUAUGGCAACUUAAAGCUCUUUAAAGUUUAAACUUUUUAAAAUUCGUUUAGUAAGAUAAGGUCCGAAAAUUGAACGUAUAAAGUUUUAGGUCUAAAAUAAAUACUUCGCACCUUUUUUUUUUGUAGUCGAACGCACUGGCAGUCAACGAUUCAUGUCCCGGAUGUAACAACCAGUACAGCGCGGGCGCAGUUUCCAACCAGUUGAACAUUGCCAUGCGCAGACACAUCAAGGAAUACUACAUGGUAACUGAAGCAAUUUAAGUGCUUACUUUUUGCAACUGCAAUUGUAUACAGUGGAACCUCGAUUUAAAUAAGUGCCAAGGGACUGGGGAAAUUUUUUCGUUAUAUCGAGGGUUCGGUAUAUCGAAAACCUCGGUAUCACCUCGACACAAGUUUUAUCCUUUCGCAUUCAUCUUUAGCUAUCUUUCGGUCACAUGCUGACAUUUAUUCAUUAUAUCGAGGUAUAUUUUACGUUUGCGUUUCUGGAUUGUGUUCGUUAUAACGACGUUUUCGUUGAAUCGAGUUUCUGUUCCAUACAUUUUACUGUAAUUUUGGCCGGGCUGAUGAAAAUCGUUCUUUAUACCGAGGAGGACUUCGUUAUAAAGAGGUUCGUUACAUCGAAGUUCCACUGUAAUAAAAAUAACAAAGCAACUCGUACGGCUUUUUUCUGGGCUAUACACCGAGGAGCAAGAAUUAGCACUUAGUCGGUUAGAGCACGGCCUUCUGAGCAGGAGGGUCCGAGUUUGAUUCCCAGAUGUGACCCCAUAUCCUUCUUUCAUUUUCUUUCCUUUCCUUGUAGCUUUAAGUAGCUUUAAAAACCCUUAAAACGGAGCACUGAUGGAGAGCAGGGCCCAGUUGUUCGAAGGCCGAUUAGCGCUCACCCAGGGUUAAAUUUUAACCUGGGUUUCUUUUUCUUUUGUUCAAAAGCAUUUUCCCGGGGAAUUUUCUCUCUUUUUUAGAGCGUCCAAUCAUCAAUUGUAGGCAAAAAGAAUUUGCUUCUCAAGGUUUCAUAUGUGAAAUCAAGUUUCGCACUAACCCCGGGUUAACUUAACCCUGCUUUGAACAACCCGGCCCAGGAAGUAAAUAUGAGCUAACGACGUAAGCUACGGAGGAUUUUUAUACCUCUACCUAUUUAUAUGCACUUCUUGCUUAAAUGGAUAAUACAUCCUCAAAUGCGACCUUUGUUGGAGUAGCAAGAAUGCGACCAUCAGCAAGUGUCGUACCCGAGAGGGGUUUGAUGAUGAUGCCAAUCUUAAGGAUAUUUUCCUCAGUUUGUAAAAGACCUUUUUAGCCGUAUGUUUUGUUUUCCCAAUUUAGACCCUUGACCUUAAAUUGUACAAGAAUUGUUUGUUAACCUUGCCUAAACAAGUUUGUGCGUGCUCUGAAGUAACAAUACUAAGAAGGCUGUGAACAGUCUCUUUGUUUGAAAAUUCCUUUGUUAUUAUGUUGUUGAUUUUUAUCCGGCUUUGAAGACAUAGGAAUCAGAACUAACCCACAUUAUAACUAAUCGCACAGGGUUGGCAGAAAUGCGAGGACCCGUCCUGUGGUUACAGCACACGUCAAGUACCCCUGACACGACAACGAGGCGCCCCUAUGUGCCCACAAUGUUUCAGGGCCCACUUGCAUGCAGUGGUGAGUAUAAAACUAAAACAAAGACAACUAUGACCGUGCAAAAUUUUUCUUUGACUCUGUUGGUAUUAUCAGCUAAAACUAUGUUCAAACGGACAGGGUCAACAAUGUUUAAAGUUGUUACGUCCGUGUUUGCAGUGGAUUGCACACGGAUGCAACAACUCCCAACAAUGUUAGUACCUGCGCUGCAUCGUGGGAAGGAUACAACCCAUACGACUUUGAGAUCGAAGACCAUGUGUAAUCCGCGUGCGUGGCCCCAACAAUUUAACAUUUCGUGGUCCAGCUCCUUCAGUGGUUGCCAAUUUGUUUUGUUUUCAGUACUCCGACACAGCGCUGUACACUCAGCUAUUGUAUUUCUCCCGCUUGUUUGACUUCGAUCACGCCAUGAAAAAUGCAAAAACAGGUCAGUAUUUUGAGUAAGUGCCGAGUGUGAGUAAAAACGUUAUUUACCCACGGUAGUUUCAUCAAAUAACUUAACGAUAAAGUAUCUGUUCUUCUCAAAAGCCGUGCUUAACAAAUUAAAUAACAUAAAAAUAUGUUAAUUUCUGAACCUAAAGCGGCUAAGAAGAGAUCGCACACUCUAUAAACUAAGAAAGGAGAGAAUUUAUAAUGGUUGACUGAGAUAGUAUGUACGACCUGAUCUUCGCCUUGAAUUUUGCAGAAAAGUCUCUUUUUUUGACCAAGAAGGGAGGGAACCCCAAAGCUCAACAGCCGCAAAAGCAAAACUAUUCUUAAAAUAGUUUGUUCUUGCUUUGGGCAGGUAGAAGAACAACUUAACCUUCAAGGGUUGACGUAAACCCGAGCGCCCAUUUCUUGCGUCAAGGCUUACGUUUCUCCUUACGUUCGCUUUUUACGCGUGUGAACGGGGACAACUCAAACGCAAGCACAAUUGCAAGGUGGAAAGGGCUCAACUGUCAUGUUGGGUUACAGAAUGAUCACGUGCCUUUUUGUAUCUCUGUGCCUGUGUUUGCGUUGGACGUGGGAACUUGUCUGCCUCAUUCCUAGGCGUCUCAAGUGUGUUUGGAAAACGGAACACGCGACUUCAAGCGAGAGUAUCGCGCAAUGAACCAUGGAACGUUUAGCGUUGACGCAAAGGGCGCUGGGAAGGGUGAACGCCUUUCCCAUGAUACUAUGAUCCAGUCGCUCUCCAAUCCGCCAGAACGCACCUGGGUACGAGGCAAGGAACUUGUACUUCCGCUGGCAAAACAAAUAUUAAAUGUUUCCAAGGAAGUUGUAGAAAGUGCAACUUUUGUCCACACCAUAGAAUAAAAAAAAUCUUUAUUAUUAUUAUUAUUACUAUUAUUAUUAUUAUUAUUAUUAUUAUUAUUAUUAUUAUUAUUAUUGACUCAUUUAUUUGAUUUGACCUUUAAACAAUCUGUUCAAAUUCUUUUCGUCUGUUCUUUUUUUUAGCUGUGGGCGUAACACAGACUACGAAGUCAUUUUACAAAGCUGUGCACUCAUUGAUUACCAAAGUCCUAACUGCUAAUGGUUACUCUGAAGUGAACUUUUCGAAAUUGUUUAGUAGUUUCUUCGUGUAG
Messenger RNA from Porites lobata, 3869 nucleotides. The record is from the annotation of a GenBank genome assembly. NCBI's taxonomy places the organism in Eukaryota, Metazoa, Cnidaria, Anthozoa, Scleractinia, Poritidae.